GGUUUACUUGCAUUUCUUUUCCUACAAAACUUCUGCGAAAAGCUUUACUAUGUGUUUCUUGCGCGUGAACUAUCGCAGCAUUUGGGGAUUUCUACAGCGGGCUUUCGAAACCGAAAUCAGGUAAUGUAUACGAACCUCUGAUUUUGAGUGAAUCGAAGUGCCUCUCUCCUUUCUCCCUUUUUGUGAUUGAUUUAGAGUCCUUUGAAGGAAGUUAGGGUUAGAGGGGAGAAGGAUUUUGAAUGUGCAACAGAAGGGGUUUUUUUUUUUUUUUUAAGGGGAUCCUGACUUAUUCCUCCCCCUUACUUCGUGUAGAGUUUGAGAAAAUGUCCUCAAAAGGAACAGUAAGUAUAGUAGGGAGUGAGGUGAUGCCCCUAGACUAUGGGAGCAUAGACUCAGAGAGUAGUCCAUCUCCAUCUAGUUUGGAGAAGACAGUGGAAGGGGUGAGAGGAGAUGAGGUGGUGGAGGGUCGGGGGAAUGAGGUGGUAGAGGUUGGGGGGAAUAGCAUACCCAUCACUGUAGUAGAAGUAGAAGGUAGAGGAGAGAGAGAUUAUGAUGUGAAUGUAGAGAUAGUGGAGGAGGUGAAGCAGUAUAGAUCUGAACUAAGGACCAGGGAUAGCCUAGGUCACUUAAUGGAAAAUUACAAGAUCUCUUUCCGAGUGUUAGUUAGGCCAGCUGGGGUAGAGGAGAGAGCGUGUUCUGCUCCUCGCGAUCAUUGGAUGCCCGUAUAUUCCCACUAUCUGAUAGCGGGGUUGAGGUUUCUAAUUCCUGAGUUGCUAGUAGGGGGUAGUAUGAGGGAUAAGGGGUGGUAUUAUUUCACCCCUAGGGUAGCUAGUAAGGAAAGUAGGUCUUUAUUCACUACGGGCCCUUCAUCCAUUAAAGGAUGGAAGGAAAAAUUCUUUUUUUUAGAUGAUACGGAGUGGGAGAGGGGGGAUGCCGAGGUGAGGGAGUUAGCAUCUUGGAAGGCUAAAAGAGCCAACCAGAAUAGCGCACAAUGCAUAGAAGCUGCUAAGCUCUAUGGGCCAAGCGUUUUAAGUGAAGCUGAAAUGGAUCAGUUUUUGAACACUACUGGAGGAGUGGCUAUCCCCAAGAAGCCAAGGAAGAAGUCAAAGACUUCAACCAAGCAAGUGGAAGAGGUGAGGGCUAGGAAAGAGGUAGUGCCCGCGACUUCAGCUGAGGCAGGGGAGGAGUUGGAGGAGGGGGCUGAGGUACGAGUUCCCAGUAAGGGAAAGGGCCCUGUUCCCCCAAUGGCGUUCCAGAGCAGCCUGUUCGAGGCGAAGAACAUGACGGGGGCUAGGUGGUUCAUCAACUCCACCUUCCCCAAAGUGGACAAACGCAAUGCGCGGGAUAAGGCUCUGAGGUAUUGUGGGGCUUCAGUGGUGAAGCAUGUUUUAGAGAGCGCGAGCUGGGUGAAUGGUCUAGCCCAGGAGUUUCUAGAUAGCGUGAAAGAGUGCUCGCUCUUGCAGAGGCAGUUUGACCGGCUGCAGAAGGAGAAGGAGGAGUUGGAGAAGAAGAAUAAAGAACUGCAAGAGUCGCUGAACGAGGUGGUUCCAACUGUGAAACAGUUGGAGCAAGAGAGGGCUUCCCUGAGCACCAAGCUCGUCUUUGAGGAGAGUAAACGAAGGAUCUCUGAAAGCGAGCGUGAGGCUCAGGCGCAAGAAAUAAAACUAAUGAAGGAGGCUUUCUUGGAGCUGAAGGAGAAUGUGCAGACCUUGGUGCACAAUGGGAUGAAGGAGCACAUCAGCAACUUUAUCAGCUCCAACUCGUUUGACAACAUCGUCAACUUGUACCGGCUGCCCACUGCCAUCAUUGCAUUCACAGACUGUAGGAAGAAGGUGAAGGCAGAAUAUCCCAAAGUGGAUAUUACAAAGAUCACCUUCAGCGAGCAAGAAGAAGGAGUGGAGGAAGACAGUGAGAGCAUGUCAACAGACUUCCUGGAGGAAGAAGGGGCAGAGGUAGAGGAAGACGAGGUGGAGGCAGGAGUGGAGGGAGCUGAAGUGGAUGAUAGCCAACCAGUUCUAGAAGUGGAGAUUCAUUCAGUUCCUUCCGACGAUGAGCAGCCUCCUCUGCCAGACGAGUAGCAGCCAACACAACCACCUCCUCCAGCUGAGCAGGAGCCAGUGGAGCCACCUCUCCCAGCAGAGAAAUAAUUUUGUUUUUUAAUUUUUUGUAGAAACAUUAAACAAUUUACAUGUAAUACUGUUAUUACGUUAAAUGAAAAUUUAGUUUUGAA
Molecule: messenger RNA, 2230 nt
Organism: Rubroshorea leprosula
Lineage: Eukaryota; Viridiplantae; Streptophyta; Magnoliopsida; Malvales; Dipterocarpaceae
Source: the annotation of a GenBank genome assembly